Messenger RNA from Anopheles arabiensis, 1156 nucleotides. Its product is annotated as PRA1 family protein 3. Gene Ontology annotation, cellular component: membrane. NCBI's taxonomy places the organism in Eukaryota, Metazoa, Arthropoda, Insecta, Diptera, Culicidae. The transcript has 3 exons. Bases 243 to 815 code for a protein of 190 amino acids. The record is from RefSeq and is a predicted model, not a curated record.
AUGAUAUCAUUCUGUCAAAUUAUUCUAAACGACCAACUCACGCAAAAAUUGUGCAAGUGGGCUUUUGUCGGUCCGUACAACAAUAAUAAACGCAAGAAGAAGUGCGGAUCGCCUUCCCCAUCGCUGUGCUGUGGCUGUUCCGUUCAUUGAUUUUGUGGCCGAAGAUUUGAUAUUGUUUGUUGCAGUGGUGUCGAGUGGCGAACGCGGAUAUUGCACUGCACUUACGUGUACCACCUCCCAAGAUGACUACCACGCAGGGUACGGGCUCGCUGGACAAUCUGCAUCUGGCACCGCUUCGUUCGCUGAGCGACUUUCUGCUAGAGUCGGCUCGCUUUCAGCUGCCCAACUUCCAGGACUGGGAAAAGUGGGGCAACAGGGUGGUGAACAAUUUGCUCUACUACCAAACCAACUACUUCCUGAUGAGUGCGGCCGUCUUUCUGCUCGUUGGCCUGAUCCACCCGAUGAAGGUGCUGCUCGGGCUCACCAUCAUUGUGGCGCUCGUGUACGUGUUUGUACGAUUCUUCGCCCAGGACGCACGCCGCUCCGUCGGGGCCGACCCAAACCAGCAGCCGAACAAGUGGGCUGUGCUGGCGGGCACUGUGGCCGGCAGCUAUCUGGUACUGUACCUGUUUGAUUCCGUACUCAUUGUAGCAUUUGCCAUACUGCUGCCUUUCUCGCUAACCUUCGUGCAUGCAUCGUUGCGGCUGAGAAAUAUUAAGAACAAAAUCACCAAUGCAGUGGAAAUUGUCGGCGUGAAGCAAUCUCCGAUGGGACAAUUCCUCGAAGCAAUGGGUUUGAUGCCAACGGCAUUCUAAACAUUAAAUACUUAUCCAGUGAGUGUGGACGGUAGAAACGGUCUCGUCUCGUGCACGGGAGAGAACAUUUAUUUUGCUUUUUCUCGUGAGGCGAUAAUUCGAGUGUGUUUUUAUUACCAUUUCCGCCAUUAACAACAAUUUUGCAAAACGUUCAAUCAAGAAUGGCACUGAAUGAGCGAACAGAGAAGGGGUUGGUUGCUACGCAUAUUGAGAGUAUCGAAUGCUUGUAUAAAACAAUACAUUACACGUCCCAUUGUGAAGCUGCUAGUCAAAACAAAACAAAAUGUAUCGACCGAUCAUAGUGUUUCUCUUUUGCUCUGAAUAAAAUAAGAUUAAAAUAA